Messenger RNA from Pollicipes pollicipes, 4340 nucleotides. RefSeq lists its product as uncharacterized. The transcript is spliced from 9 exons. The record is from RefSeq and is a predicted model, not a curated record. Bases 379 to 3435 code for a protein of 1018 amino acids. NCBI's taxonomy places the organism in Eukaryota, Metazoa, Arthropoda, Thecostraca, Pollicipedomorpha, Pollicipedidae.
CCAGAGCUGCCGCUCAGCCGCCAGUCGGGUUCACAGUAGCUGCGCUGGAGAGCUGACCGCGCUGGGACAGCGCUGUGGUGCGAAUCUCGGCUUCCUGCGCAUUGACAGCGGAGUGCCUCAGCUGGUGUUUGAGUGCGCCGCCACAGCUGUUGGUGCGCAGUCACGUGGGGAGUCGCCCAGCUGUCUGUGCGCCACCACACAGCGAGUGAUUCCAGCUGUGCGCGCUUCGCCGCAUCAGAAGCGGCCAUAACUGAGAAGUGACGGCGCUGGAUUUGCCCGGCCACCGAGUCCCAUGCUCCUGGACGACCCAGAGCCGGUGACUGCGACGGUAGGGUGAACGGGGUCGGAUGUCCGCGGAGACGGAUCCCAGGACUCCAAAUGGCACCGACCGGCCGACGGAAGCGCGGCAGCUGCUGGCGCACCGGCGCCAGGCGGAGACAGGGGCCGGCUGUGCCGGGCGCCGGGCCGGCCUGCUUCAGUCGCGACUCCGUGGCCGAGUCGGAGACUCCCGUGUUCCAGGCAUUUCUGACGACACCGUCCGAACAGCAGCGCUUCACUUUCCCCGCGCCGCAGGACACCGGUGCCGGCCACUUCGACACGGACCCGAGCUCCCCGCACGGGGACCCGGGACCCAGGUACCCGCAGCCGGCGACCGAUCCAAGCCCCCCGCACCGCGAGACGGAGCCGACGCGUCCGCACUGGGAGACGGCUCCGAAAUCUCCUCUGUACGAAACGGCCCCCAAGUACCCAUACCAAGAAACGGAUGCCAAGUACCCGUACCAAGAGACGGGUCCCAAAUACCCGUACCAAGAGACGGGUCCCAAAUACCCGGACCAACAGACUGACCCCAAGUACCCGUAUUCGGAAACGGACCCAAAAUACCCGUUCUCGCAGACAGACACAAGGUACCCGAAGCAGGAGACAGAUCCAAAAUAUCCUUAUCAGGAGACUGACUCAAAGUACACAUACCAGGAGACUUUCCCAAAAUAUCCAUACCAGGAGACGGACCCGAAGUACCCGGACGCGGAGAGGACGCCCCCAGGCGGGCGGCGGCCGGUGACGGCGGCAGGGGCGGGUGGGCGGCGGUUCUCGGAGGCGGCCUCGCCGCGGCCCCGCCGGUUAGACGAAACGGGCAGGAGCCAGUCGGAGGAGGGCUGGCGACUGCCGCCGACGCGCGUGCUGCUCGAGCAGGCCACCCUCGAGUCGGACGAGACGGGCAGCCCGGGCGUCAGCAGUGACAUGCGCGGUCUGCACAUGGACGUGCGCGACUCGUCCAACGUGCACGUGGGUCCCAAGGUGAUCGACCAGCGCAACAUCCACGUGGCGCGGCUCGACUCGCGCGUCGACAACUUGCACCGGCAUGAACACGUGCAGGAGAAGCACGAGCACAUCCGCAGCAAGCACGAGCACGUGCAGAAUAAAACAGAGGUGCACAGCAAAACGGAGAACAUCAAGCACGAACACAUUCAGAACAAGCACGAGUAUAUCCAGGUGAACAAGACUGAGAUCGUGCACACUAACGCAAAAGCGAUCUUCGCGGACCGGCUUUACUUCGGCUACGACUGCUCGGUCCGGCACGACGCGGCGGCACGAUCGGCGCCCUCCUCGCCCAGCCGGGUCUCGCUGGAGCCGCGCCAGUUCCAGGAGGGCCGCCGUUUCCUGGAGACGCGCUACACUUCCUGGACGACGCUCUCGAUGCCGCUGCCCUGGUAUGACGACAUGGUGCUUGACCUGAGCAAGAGCUGCGUCGACUUCACCAUGGUGUCGACGGGUAGCGGCUCGGUGGGCACCUACAAUGGCGUGGAGCAGCUGGUGCGCGAGCAGCUGGGGCGCCAGCAGCAGACGCUCCACCUGCCGCGCCUCUACUGCGACGCGGCCGGCUUCUCGGCGUUGGCCGCUCUGAUACGGCAGCAUGUCAGCCUUAAAACGCUGGACGUGUCCGUGUUCCUGGUGGACGGUCCUGUCGACCUGGCCUGCACCUCCUACACUCAGCUCAACCGCAAGGCGAUGGGCCGCAACAGGAAGAUGAGCGUCAGCCCGGAGGCGGUGCGGAAGGUGCCUCUGCACCGGGCCGGACCGGGCCGGCCUCACCCGACCGCCGACCAGGGUCUGCGCGCGCGCAGUAACCCGGACCGGCCGCGCACCGGGCCCGACCAGGAGCUUGAGCGGCUCAAUGCCGUGCUGGCCGUCAACCUCAAGGACGAGCGACGGGUGCGCGUGGUCGACGGCAUCUGGCAUCUGGUGGACCAGGCGGGCUCCCGCGCCAUGUACCCGCUGCCCAUGUGCGACAAGAUGAGCCACAGGAGCGGCUACCACCAGCUGUUCGAGGCGGUGCGCUCGCGCGGCGCCCGCCUCGAGAACCUCACCAUCGGCAGGGAGUCACUCACCAAGCAGGACUUUGUCUGCCUCGGCGAGACCAUUCGCAAGUCCGAGUCGCUCACAGCGCUGAGCAUUGCCAACGUGGAGAAAGUAGCCAACAUCUUCCCCCUGAUCACGGGCCUUCCGACGGCGCGGCGGCUGGAGAGCCUGCUACUCCGCUCGCCGCUCAGCGACGUCAACGACUUCCUCUUCUCAGUGUUCUGUCGCUGUCUGGAGGACAAUGCGUCGCUGCAGGAGCUCAACAUCCAGCAGUGGAAGUUCAAGUUGGAGUCGCCGGCAUCGGUUGACCAGCUGCGUAGCCUGAUGAAGAACACGUCGGUGCAGCGGCUGGACGCGGCCGACUGUCGCGUCACGCUCGCCUGUCGCGUCGACGACCUCACCUUCCCGUGCGCCAGCAUCUGCCGGCUGAACCUGUCUAACUGCUCGGUUGAGACUUCGGGCGACUCACUGCGUGGUGCCACCCUGCUGCCGUUGCUGCAGGGCCUGUCGGCGCUCAAGCAGCUCGACCUCAGCCACAGCGCGGCGCCGCCUCUCAACGAUGCGGCCGUCAAGGCGUUCUUCGCCGGUCUGUCUAGCUUCAAGACUCUGCAGGAGCUGGCGAUCUGUGGCUGGAGCUACGAUGUGACCAACCCGGAGGCGGCGUACGCCGAGACCAAGGCGGCAGCGCGCAAGUGGAGCCGGCUGACCACGGUGCGCGUGGACAAGUCGCAGUUCACGGCGCGCGCCGCCGAGUGCGGAAAACAAUGGUUGGUGCAGGCGAUGGCGACGGGCGUGCCACACCUGCAGGAGCUGCGCUUCUCCAGUCUGACGCUAGCCGGCCACGCGACCUGCGCCAUCACCAGGCGACAGGUGGAGAGUCUGGCCAAGGCCAUUCUCAAGGCCAAGUGGACGGGCCACGCGCUGCGGCUAUACAUGCAGCAGGUGGACCCUCGCCUGGUCGGCACGUUCGUCGAGCUGACAAGCAGCUCGUCGCGAAUCGACGUCACCUCCAAUGGCCGCAUUGUCAUGUUCAAGCGGCUCAACAGCGGACAGUGGUGGCGGCUGCGGCCCAGGUGAAGGCGCGGUGUGCGCGGGCCGCUGGGAGCCGGCGGGCGCUGACGCCGGCGCGAACGUCAGCUGGCGGCGACGGAUGAUCAGGACUGGCGCUGCGGUGCGGUGCCGCGCGCAGUUGGCGGUGGAACUCGGGCGACAGCCGCGGGCACCAUUAGCGCCACGGUCACCGGCGCUCGUGCGUCGAGUCUCUCGACCGGACGCUGACGUGACACCGGCGCCACGGAGGACUCUGUCCCUCGGCUGGUGGCUUCUCGCGGUUGCCAGCUGACGUGGCGGCCCCGUCAGCUCUUGCAGUUGCGCCUCUCCACAGAUGACGCGGCAGGCCUCCCGCCGCGGCGGCGGUGCCCGUCCCGGGCCGUUGUCAGCUGUCGUUACGCCACGCACGAGAGGGGUGCCCCCGCGGCGCCAGCGAGGGCCGACUGGCGUCACCAGCGCGGCGUCACACUCAGCUGGUCCUCGGUCUUAGUACAACCGCUCUUGGUGUGUGGAUAUUGCUGUGGGAUUAACGCAGAUUUCACCGGCGAUGUCCUUGACUUGAGUUGUGAGUUAGUUGAAACGUUAUGUUUUUGAGCAUUUUGUGCACCUAUGCGCUUAAGGUGUUUAAUGAGAUUUCGGUGCGCCGUUGUGUCACUGUUUCUUUUACGUUAAGGUCAUGGUUGUUCCAGAAUACAACUGAUGGGUGCUUCGCUCAGGCUCUGUUUGACGAGAUAUACAUGUGCGGAGCGAGAGUUAGUUAGCCUCACAUUACCUUAAUCGAGACUUACAUCACAUUGCCCGCGGUUUUUGAUCAUCAGGACGUCAUCGGUAUCCAACGCAUGGGUGAUUAGCACCGAGUGCGGCGAGCUGGUGCCCUAAACUGAGCCAAUGGAGAACAAUUGUGAGAGGAGGGCUGUGUUUGCUUUCGGGCU